AGAGUAGGGCGGGAUAUUAUCUUCGCCGUCCUAGGAAACGCAAACUCACCCACUGGACGGGGGAAGGGAAGCUGAGAUUGGAGGGAGAAACAUUCAGAAACUAAGUUUUCAGAUGUUGUGUGCAUACGCCCGUCCGUCUCCACAUCUCCCCGGACUCCUUCUCUUCUGUUUCGUGUCCGGCUGAAGACGUAACCCGCAGCGACGGUGCCGGCCGGCCGAGCCAAUCCGCAGCUGUCCCUUCGCCUCUCGGGUGCGUCCUGGAUCCAGAGUGAUGCAGCGUCUUGGUCGGGAAGAAGCCAUGUCAGCGUCCAGCGUCUGUCCCGUGCGGCUGAGGAAGCAGGACGCACGUUCCCAGGACACUUUGAGGGGUUUCCCGCUGUCUGCUCUGGUGCACUGAUACCUGCACUGCUUCCUGUCAGCACACGCACUCCCAGCAGGGUUUCCCCCCAAAAAAACGUUGUUUAUAGGGCGAAAUGAAGGACUUUGAAUAGCAGUUUGUUUUCCGGCGUGCUGCCAUAAAGUGCCGGCCUGAGGGCGUUAAUGUAAGUUGUGAAGCCCGGACGCAAGUCUUUUUUUUAGGGGCUAGACAAGUCACAGACUGAUUGCGGCAUUAAUGUAGAGCCUUAAUACCUUCUGUGAAAACAGAAUUAAAGACGGAAUCACGAAAUUAGGAAUUUAAAAGAAGCUAUAAGACUAUAAGAUUCCCUAUAUUAAGUCCGUGCUAAAAGCUAACUGGAGAUUUUGAAAAUACGACUACGUGUAAGUUUCCAACCUACCUAAAAACUACGUGAAUACGUUAAAGAAUAAUUCCCCAGUGGCUUAGCCCCCCCCUCCCCCACCCACCAGGCGGGGGAAAGACUGCACUCAAGCUAAGACUUUAAAAGGAGCUAUUACAACCCAUCUUGCUGCCGUCAGACAAUCAUCGCGAUCACGCAUCUAAAAUGCACAGCGUGGAUUUCCUGUGCCAGUGACAGUUCUGGGGGCUCCUCCUGCUCUGCUGACCGUGGACGCUGAGGUAUCGAAACAUAGGCUACAGGUGCACGGCAGAAACCAUGGGGCCCGUCCCGGCCCGCCACUACAGGAGCCUGUAGGGGCCAGAAUCAGGAGCACGCUCACCGGACAACCCAGUCGAAUGCGAUGGAGGAGGACAUCGAUGUCUCGUCCCACUCUGAGGGCCUGAAUGGUUUGUCCCGUGAAUGUAAACCAGGAGAUGACAUCACCAAUGGACACUCCAAUCACAAGCCUGUGAUGAACGGACUGAUAGUCAGUCAUAAUGUCAACGACCACACCAACGGGAGCACGCCGCUCACAUCCCUGCCGAUUUCAGCGCUGAAGCAGAACGGUCUCCUGCAGACGCUGUCAGCAGGAGGAGACCAGCUGCAGGCUGCAGAGGAAAAUGUUGAGUUGGAAAAGGCCAGAGAGGAGUGGGACGCUCUGGAGAACGUCCAACCAGCUCUCUGUGAGGACUCGAACCCGACCCCGAUCAUUUCCUUUAACGAAGCGCUGCAGUUCUUCCAGACCACAGACCUCGGGGACUUGCUGAAGAACAUUCAGCCGACCAUUCGCAGGACAGGUCUGGCGGCGAUCACGCACUUCCUCUUCGGACCGCCGCGGCUGCACAGGGAGCUCCUGGAGGAGAGGGACCUGGUCUUCGCCAUCGCACAGUGCCAUGUGGACAACAGCCAAACCGUCCACAUGCGAGUCCUCCAGACCAUCUAUAAGCGGCUGAUUGGCAGCAGGCUGGACUGUCCUCGCUUCGGGGCACACUGGGAACACAUCGGCUUUCAGGGUACAGACCCCGCCACUGACCUGCGUGGCACCGGUUUCCUGGGACUGAUGCACACGCUGUACUUUGUGAUGGACCCGGAGACUCUGCCGCUGGCUCGAGACAUCUACAAGUUAUCACAGCACCCCACACAGAACUUUCCAUUCAGUGUGAUGUCCAUCAACAUGACGCGCAUCGCUCUGCAGGUGCUCCGAGAGGAAGCCUUGUCCAAGGAGUGCAACCGUCGUCAGCAGGUGGUCGGUGUCCUGAAUGAGUUCUACGUUGCCACGUACCUGCACCUGUACCAGCUGUGGAAGACCCAACAGAAGACCAUCGUUGACUCGGGCUUUGUGCUGAAAGAAGUGGAGCUGUUUGCCAAAAAGAACCCCAAGCAGAUGCUGCGCCGACUCGAGGUCUUCCUGAAAGAGAGGCGGGCCGGCGGGAUCCCCCGCGGCACGUCGCCGGACCCUCAGGCCCAGCAGGCGUCUCCCAGCCUGGGGGGCCGCGCCGGGACCGGCCUGGGCAGCAGGGGGAAGGAGAUGCACUUCACAGGAGUGUGUGAUCUGCCGCCGGACAUGGAGGGAGAGGCCAGACUCAUCUAAGCUAGACUCUGAGUGAGUGAGUGAGUGAGUGUGUGUGUGUGUGUGUGUGUGUGUGUGUGUGUGUGUGUGUGUGUGUGUGUGUGUGUGUGUGUGUGUGUGUGU
Messenger RNA from Sander lucioperca (pikeperch), 2469 nucleotides. It is a transcript of the gene elmod3, whose product is annotated as ELMO/CED-12 domain containing 3. Bases 1138 to 2367 code for a protein of 409 amino acids. The transcript is spliced from 13 exons. The record is from RefSeq and is a predicted model, not a curated record. Lineage: Eukaryota; Metazoa; Chordata; Actinopteri; Perciformes; Percidae.